AUGGAUUCUUCUCGUACACUUCUUAACCUUGCUACACAACUUGCUAAGCAACAGGAAGCUAACUGCAACAAAAUUAGAAUUAUGACAACGGGGGGAAACCAAAAACCAGAGUUGGCAACAAAAGAAGAUAUCAGAGAAAUUAAGAUGAAAUUGGAUAGUUUACAACAAAGUUGUGGAAGAGACAUAUGUAGUACAUUUCAUCCAAGGGACUGUUAUGACAUUUUACUGACUGGUAAUAGAGAAAGUAAGGUAUACACAAUUUACCCAAAGGAAGGAUCUAGAUUCCAGGUUUACUGUGAUCAGGAGACAGACGGUGGCGGAUGGACGGUUAUACAAAGGAGACAGGAUGGAUCUGAAGAUUUCUUCAGAACCUGGAAAGACUACAAAAGUGGAUUCGGAAACUUGUCAAAUGAGUUUUGGCUAGGAAAUGACAAAAUCCACACUAUGACAGAAUCUGGAAAAUACACUUUACGAAUUGACAUGAAGGAUUUUUCCGGAAAUUUUCGACACGCAAUCUACAAUACCUUCAUUGUUGGAAAUGAGAAAUCGGGAUAUCUUUUGACCGUCUCAGGCUACAGUGGAGACGCUGGCGACUCGUUGUCUUACCAUAAUAAUGUCGCAUUUGUCUCAAAGGAUCGGGAUAAUGAGAAAACUUGUGCAAAAAGAUUUAAAGGGGGCUGGUGGUACAAAACUUGUCAUCAAUCUAACCUUAACGGUCUCUACUUGAAAGGAAAUCAUACAUCAUUUGCUAAUGGUGUAAACUGGCUCGACUGGAAAGGAUAUAAUUAUUCCUUGAAGUUUGCAGACAUGAAAAUCAGGAAAACGAGUGUCUAAAAUUCAAACUUAAAAAAUGGAAACGAAUUGCGAAAUACUAUCACGUAAAUUCGUACAUUAAAAAGA
Saccostrea echinata is the source of this 900-nucleotide messenger RNA. RefSeq names its product ryncolin-4-like. The record is from RefSeq and is a predicted model, not a curated record. The transcript has 5 exons. The coding region runs from base 1 to 834 and encodes 277 amino acids. Lineage: Eukaryota; Metazoa; Mollusca; Bivalvia; Ostreida; Ostreidae.